This is a messenger RNA of Salarias fasciatus (jewelled blenny), 1806 nucleotides long. It is a transcript of the gene nptxra, whose product is annotated as neuronal pentraxin receptor a. The record is from RefSeq and is a predicted model, not a curated record. Bases 122 to 1795 code for a protein of 557 amino acids. The transcript has 5 exons. Lineage: Eukaryota; Metazoa; Chordata; Actinopteri; Blenniiformes; Blenniidae.
UUUCUGCUUUGUUGUAGCUUUGAGCAUCCUUCAGAUCAGCAGUGUCAUUAUUAGAUUUUUCUAAUAAUCGGUCGCGCCCGCCGCCACCCUGAAGUUCAUUGUGAUCAUCUUGGCCGCCGGGAUGGUGGCCUUCAUCGGAGCGGUUAUCUGCAUCAUCGCGGCUGUCCACACCGGAUCCUCCAGGGCCACCGCGGCGCAGCGGCAGCCGGCCACCGACAACCACUCGCUGUACCCGGACGGCGCGGCGCAGCCCGCCGCCGCCGGGGGCUCCAUCGCCCGCGCCGGCUCCCUGGGCGCUCUCCAUGGUUCUGAAACGCCCGAAUCCGAAGCGCCCACUUUCAACAUCGGGCUGAGCGGGCUGGACGGAGUCACCGGGCUCACCGGGCACGACCCGACGGUCAGCCGCCUCAUCUGCACCCCGAUCCCCGCCGGGGAGUGCAACCCCAAAAACUUUCAGCAACAAGCGGACGACCCGUCGCUGUACGCGGGGGAGGACUGGGGCUACCUCCGCACCAAAGCCGAGGAGCUGCGGCAGACCGUGCUGCAGCAGAAGGACCAGAUACAGACGGACCAGAGGACCAUCCGGGAGCUGACGGGGAAACUCUCCGAGUGUGAGAAGGGGCAGGACGGCCGGAGCGGCGGCGCGGACCGACGCAGGAGCGCCGCGGGGCUGCGCGGGGCCAAAAGCGCAGCGGCGGCGGCGGCGGAGGAAGAGGAGGCGGAGGCGCGCCUGGAGCGCAUCAUGGUGCGGGACAGCCCCGCUUCCGCGCACGACGCCGGCCACUUACUCACUGUCAGAGCCGUGGACGAGCUGGAGCAGGCUAUCACUCAGCUCAAAGACCGCAUUGAGAAGCUGGAGUCAGACAUUGGCCCAUUUCCGCACAACCAGACGGACAGCAACACCUCCGGACUGCCAGAGGAAGGCGGGAUGUCUGGCGGCCCUGUGAGGUUGGCCGGUCCUGGCCUCAGAGCCGGUGCCGACAGACCCUGGAGGAUGGAGGACUUGGAGGGGGAGCUGGAGAGGAAGGUCGAGCUGCUGGAGAAAGAGAGAAAAGCCCUGAGGCUGGAGACAGAGAAGCACAGGCAGGAAAUCGACCAGGGCAUCAAUAAAUUACGCCACCGGAUCUCAGGGCUGGAGGAAGGUAUUUCAGGUCAUUCCUUCCCAGAAGGCUACAGACUGUCCUUUCCGACACGAACGCACCACAUGUACGCUGUGGUAAAACACCCCAUCCCAAAGCUGCGAGCCUUCACCGUCUGCCUGUGGCUCCGGCCCGCCGAGGGGGGCAUCGGGACUCCUCUCUCUUACGGCGUUGCCGAACAGCCAAACGAACUGGUGCUCCUGCAGGGCCUGCGUACUCCGGCUGAGCUGCUCAUCAACGACAAGGUGGCACAGUUGCCUCUGAACCUCUCCAGGGGCAGCUGGCAGCACAUCUGCGUGAGCUGGACCCAGAAGGGGGGCGCGUGGCAGGCCUACCAGGGGGGCAAACUGCGGGGCGAGGGCCACGGGCUGGCCGCCAGGCAUCACAUCAGGCCGGGAGGAGUGCUCAUACUCGGGCAGGAGCAGGAUUCCCUGGGCGGAGGCUUUGACUCAUCCCAGGCUUUGGUCGGAGAGCUUUCCCAGGUGGGCGUGUGGGACCGGGUCCUGACCUCCAGCCAGGUGGCCAGCUUGGCUCGCUGCGGCAGGGUCACCCAGGGCAACGUGGCGCCCUGGACGGAGGGCGGAGUGGAGGUGCACGGCGGAGCAACCAAAGACCCCGGAGAGCCGUGCAGUAAACACGGCAGGAGCUCUCAGUGACUGGCGACCCG